Molecule: messenger RNA, 437 nt
Organism: Porites evermanni
Lineage: Eukaryota; Metazoa; Cnidaria; Anthozoa; Scleractinia; Poritidae
Source: the annotation of a GenBank genome assembly
AUGGAAACUAUUCGCCUUUGCCUUAUAGCUGCCGCAUUGUCGGGAAUCAUAAUUUGGUUCUUUGUAAGUACUUCAAUACUUACGAAAAUACUUCCAUUAUUUGGAGAGAACACUAUUCAUUAACAAAAAUGUUUUAACUAUUACGAUCACGUUACCUUUCAUUUUUCAUGAUGAAGUUUAAAACGCGGUUUUACAUUUGAUAGGGGAAUGACGGCAAACAGUCAUUGUACACAUUAAUAAUGAACAUAGACAAUAGAGCCAUGACUUCCAUUCAGCAUGACAUUCGUUUAGUGUUAUUGGGUUGGAACGGUUAAAUGCUAAUAUUUUUUUGUUUAUAGGAUCACAAAGCAAACUCCGGUCAUUUCCCUCCAUCAUUUUGGAUAAGCAUACGUGAAGGCUUAUGGUGGGCCAUUGUUACCGCGACAACUACGGGGUAA